AUGGCGUUCGCCAAUGACGAAGACGAACCCGCGGUCACAGAGCAAGGCCCGAAAACUGGAACCAGAAGGAAAGAAGCUGAAGAAGAGGGACACAACCAAGAACAACUCCGGGCGACGGAGGUACGGAAAGAACGGGAAGAAGAAGAACGUCGACGACAGCUGCGGGAGACGCAGGCUCAAGAGGAAGCUCAGAGAAAGCAGAGGGAGAUGGAGGUGCGUGCGAAAAAGGCACGCGAGGAAGCAGCUCGACAAAAGAGACGACAGGAGAAGAUGGCUCUGGAAGAAGAGGAGCGCCGACAGGAAGCACGUGAGGAGGAGGCUCGGCAAGAGGAGCUGCGUCGACGACAAGUUCGCGAGCAGGAAACCCGCGAGAAGGAAGCUCGCGAGGAGGAAGUGCAACGUCGAGAAGCUCGCGAAGACGAGGCUCGGCGAGAAGCACUGCGCCAACAGCAGAUCCUCGAACAAGAAGCUCGUGAAAAGCAAGCUCGUGAAGAAGAGCUGCGGCGUCAGGAAGCCCGUGAGAGGGAAGCUCGAGAAGCCGAGAGGCGUCGUCUGGAAGCCCACGAGCAAGAGCUACGCAAGCGAAAGGCAAGAGAAGAAGAGCUACAGCAAGAGCUGAUUCGUGAAAGACAGGCUCGUGAACGUGAGGCCAGGGAGAGGAGGGCCAGAGAGGAGGAGGAGCAACGAGAGCAAGAGCUCCGACAGAAACUGAACCGCGAAAAGGAGGCUCAAGAACGAGAAGCCAAACAGAAGGAAGAGCGAGAAAGAGAGGCUCUGGCAAGAGAAGUCCGCGAACGGGAGGCGAGAGAAGCAGAAGAUCGUGAACGGAAAGCACGGGAGAGAGAGGCGCGUCUGGAAGCUCGAGAGAAGGAAGCUCUGGAGCGGGAGGCUCGCUUAGAAGCUCGGGAAAAGGAGAAUCAGCUCAAAGAGGCUCGGGAGAAGGAGGCUCGAGCGAAGCAAGCCGAGGCCGAGACCACGCGUCAAAAGGACGUCAGAGAGAAGGCAAGGCUUCCUAAGUUUGUCCCUCCCACCAGGCCUAGUACACUUGGGGGCGCUGUCCGAGCCAGCCUUUCUCGUGCCAUACCUCAGGCUGCUGGUGUUAGAGCCUCUACUGCGGCGCGAGAGUCGGCGAAUAUGGAUGCCACCACAAGGAACCGGGCGGCCGAGGAGUCAACCGGCCCUUCGUCUGCCACCUUGCCUGUCUUCACUCGGGCGAACGGGGGCCCAUGGAGCAUACAAGCACACGAUCUGCUGGGAGUUGGGCGGCCCUCAUGA
Molecule: messenger RNA, 1275 nt
Organism: Verticillium dahliae VdLs.17
Lineage: Eukaryota; Fungi; Ascomycota; Sordariomycetes; Glomerellales; Plectosphaerellaceae
Exons: 1
Coding region: 1-1275 (424 amino acids)
Source: RefSeq, a predicted model, not a curated record